Ochotona princeps (American pika) is the source of this 1379-nucleotide messenger RNA. Its product is annotated as cytochrome c oxidase assembly factor 5-like. NCBI's taxonomy places the organism in Eukaryota, Metazoa, Chordata, Mammalia, Lagomorpha, Ochotonidae. Bases 66 to 290 code for a protein of 74 amino acids. Gene Ontology annotation, biological process: mitochondrial respiratory chain complex IV assembly. Gene Ontology annotation, cellular component: mitochondrion. The transcript has a single exon. The record is from RefSeq and is a predicted model, not a curated record.
AGGCCGUCCUCGCUGGCGUCGGCCCGCCCGGUGGGCCCCUGGGUGGGCGGCGAGGCCAGUCCGGCAUGCCCCGCUAUUAUGAGGACAAGCCCGAGGGCGGCGCGUGCUCGGGUGUGAAGGAGGACCUGGGCGCGUGCCUGCUGCAGUCGGCCUGCGUGCUGCAGGAAGGAAAGUCGCCUGGGCAGUGUUUGAAGGACGGCCACUGCCAAGCGUUGAAGUACUCCUUCUUUGAGUGUAAAAGAUCAAUGCUGGAAGACAGGUCAAGAUUCAGAGGAAGAAAAGGAUAUUGACAUCAUAAUGUUGAAGCCAAUGUGAAAACAGCAAAGGAUUUUUCUCUGAUCUUUAGCAUGGAGAAGGCAAAACAAGUGUAGUUUUUGCUACAUGUGUUUGUUAGUCUGGGUUUGCCCUCCAGGCACUGGAGGAAAGGGAUGAGCAAUUCUGUUUUUGAAUAUGCAUAAAGUGAUUCUUUUGAGCUAAGUUAUUUUUAGGAGAAUUGGAAUAGUUGCCGGAUGGGAGCACAAUCAAUGGGUUUUAUGAUUGGAAUCCAAGAAUGGGAAGACUGUUCAGUUCCAACCUGCCUUGUAAUAUGCGGCGUGUACAUGUAAAAGCCACUGAUGGGACCGAUACAGUCGAUGACAUGGAGCCUGACCAGAUGUUUGUUGGGAGAGUUUAGAGAAAAACUCUUUUUGUAUUCACUCUGUCCAACUUAGUUCUAAAAUAAAUUGUUUAAUUCCUGGAAACAGAAAUGCCGAAUUUGCACUGAUUUGCUAAAGUAACCACCUCAAUGCCUGAAUGUCUCCAGGGCCAUAAAUGGCUGCUGAGCAUUCCACAUGUUGCCAGGACUCUACUCACGCUGUCCUGCCCUAUGUGCUCAGCCGGUCAGCCCCAAAGGAAAGCAGUCACUUCCUGUGCCAGACUAACUAAUCAGAUCUUAAAGAACUCUGGCCUUUCCUCGAUCACCUGCCAUGGCACUAAAGGCCAGUCCUGCAGAAAAGGGGAUGGGGACGAGGGUCCCUCUCUCCAGACCACACUGGAAGGACAACCCCCUUCCCAAAGGGACAGGCAGCUCUGGCGUAAACAGCUGUACACUGUGCAAAGGUGGUUGAAGCUGUUUGCAAAUACAGUAAUUCAUUCUCAUCACUUCAUUGACAGCUGAAUAUGAAUCCAUGUUUCUGCUUUAAGUUUUGGCAUGUUAGAGUGGUGAAAAGUCACUACUGCUUUACACAGCUCAGUCCCUGGAGUUGCCAUGUAGUUGGUUUGCUUUUGGGGAGUUACCUACGACACGGUGGGAAUGGGGUGGGAUAGCACUGAGCCCUGCUUUGCAUCGGGAAGGGAGACAACUUGUGCACCUGUGUCAGUGCUGUAACCUUUAUUAAAAG